AUGGAUACUUACGAUUAUUAUCCAGUUGUUUCCACUACGAAGUCUGCUUCAGCAUCAGGUCGUCAGCGCCACUUUUACGACGAGGUCCAGCUGGAGGUACUCGACGCAGAGUUUAGCAGAGAUCCGUUUCCCAAUCGAGAAGGUCGUCGACGCAUCGCCCAGCUGAUUGGAGUUUCUGAGAAAUCGAUUAUGUGGUGGUUUCAGAAUCGCCGUCGGCGUGUCCGCCAACUUGGAUCUUCAAGAACGGCAACUUCAACUUGCGAAACAAAUCGCCAACAUCGUCGAUCAUCACCUUACCUCUCUCGCCAACGUCAACAUGAUACUUACGUUUCAACUCAAGUCCUUCCACCUCCUGGAUUUUAUUCGGAUCCUCCGGCAGUUCCACCCGUGGAACCAAUCAACUACUCCACGUCCGGAUCAUCAUCGUCGUCUCCACUUCAAUCCGAAUGGCUUGCUACCAGCUGUCCACAACACGUCGUAAGUCCCCAGUCCAACUUCAAUAACUCGAAUGGAUUCCGAACGGAGCAGCAACCACAGCAGCAAGACUAUUCCUCCUACUACUGGAACAACUGGGAUUACUCUCCUCCUUUCUAUCCAACUUCAAUGACAAAUCCAACAUUUUACCCCAACACUGUUUUUGAUCCGCAUUCCUCAUCUUAUUGUUUUUAUUCACCUGAAACAACAAAUCAGUUUCAUGAUCAGUCCUGUUAG
Molecule: messenger RNA, 711 nt
Organism: Daphnia pulicaria
Lineage: Eukaryota; Metazoa; Arthropoda; Branchiopoda; Diplostraca; Daphniidae
Product: homeobox protein OTX2-like
Exons: 5
Coding region: 1-711 (236 amino acids)
Biological process (GO): regulation of transcription by RNA polymerase II
Molecular function (GO): DNA-binding transcription factor activity, RNA polymerase II-specific; RNA polymerase II cis-regulatory region sequence-specific DNA binding
Source: RefSeq, a predicted model, not a curated record